AUGGUCUUGUACCUCGCCGCUGCCGUCGUCGUAGGAUUCGCCCUCGUCCGUCAACUCUCCCUUUAUCUCGCACGGCGGCGCAUCAUCAAGGAGAACGGCUGCGAACCAUGUCCGCAUGUGUACAACAAGGACCCUUUCCUAGGCAUCGAUGUGCUGCGCGACCAACUCAGGAGGAGCCGUGAGUGUACCAUACUGGAAGGCAACCAGCAGCGCUUUCAGAACUUCCGGUCAAAUACGUUCCAUUCGCGCAUGGUAACCAUGCCUUUGAUCGUGACCAUUGAGCCAGAGAACGUCAAGACCAUCCUGAGUCUCAAGUUCAAGGACUACAGUUUUGGGGCGCGGUACACGGCCCUGACGCCCCUGCUCGGCGAAGGCAUCUUCAACUCGGAUGGCAUGAGGUGGGCCAACUCGCGUCACCUGCUCCGGCCCAAUUUUGCGCGCGACCAGGUCGCCGACUUGGACAGCUUCGAGCGGCAUUUCAAGUUGCUGCUCAAGCACAUACCCAAGGACGGAUCCCCGGUGGACCUGCAGGAUCUCUUCUUCCGCAUGACCAUUGAUACGGCGACGGAAUUCCUCUUCAACCAUUCGACGAACAGCCUGCGCAUGUUUGGCCAAAACGAGGAGGCGAAUGAGGACGCCAUUUUCGCCAAAGCCUUCAACUACGCCCAGGCCGACGUCUUGACGCGUCUUCGCUUUGGGCCUCUGUACCGCUUCUUCGGCAACACCAGGGAUGGCGAGGAAGCCAUCCGCAUCUGCCAUGCCUAUGUGGACAAGUGGGUCGAUGAUGCGGUGCGCUGGCGUCAGCAGCAGGAUGCUGAGAGCGCCGCCGCCGCAGGGGAGCCCAAGAAGCACAAGGAGGAGCGUUAUGUCUUCAUCCACGAAUUGGCCAAGCAGACGCAAGACAAGAAACGGAUCCGCGAUGAGCUCAUCAAUAUCUUGCUUGCUGGUAGAGACACCACAGCGAGCUUGCUGAGCAACAUGUUCUUCGAGGUUGCCAAGAGGCCGGAUAUCUGGCAGAAGAUGAGGGAAGAGGUGGCCGUGUUGCAAGGCCGCAUGCCGACGUAUGAGGAGCUGAGGGGGUUGAAAUAUGUAAAGUGGUGCUUGAACGAGUCCCUACGUAUUCACCCUGUUGUGCCCGGAAACUCGCGUUACGCCAUCCGCGAUACCGUCCUGCCCUGCGGCGGCGGCAAAGAUGGUCAGUCUCCACUCUUUGUGCCUCGCGGCACUGUAGUAGCAUACAGUCCUUAUGCCAUGCACCGCCGGACCGACAUCUAUGGCCCUGACGCCAAUGAGUAUCGUCCCGAGCGUUGGGAGAAGUUGCGACCCGGAUGGGAGUAUCUGCCCUUCAAUGGCGGCCCCCGCAUCUGCUUGGGACAGCAAUAUGCUUUGACCGAGGCAAGCUUCGUGACGGUGCGCUUGGUCCAGGAGUUUGAAAGGUUGGAAAGUAGGGAUCCAAAUGGUGGCGUCUGGCAGGAGAGCUUGACCUUGACGUGCUGCUCAAAGAAUGGAACCAAAGUGGGCUUGUUCCCAGCGACAGGGGUAGCGUGA
This is a messenger RNA of Westerdykella ornata, 1548 nucleotides long. RefSeq names its product cytochrome P450. Lineage: Eukaryota; Fungi; Ascomycota; Dothideomycetes; Pleosporales; Sporormiaceae. The record is from RefSeq and is a predicted model, not a curated record. The coding region runs from base 1 to 1548 and encodes 515 amino acids. Gene Ontology annotation, molecular function: heme binding; oxidoreductase activity, acting on paired donors, with incorporation or reduction of molecular oxygen, reduced flavin or flavoprotein as one donor, and incorporation of one atom of oxygen; iron ion binding. The transcript is spliced from 2 exons.